AUGUCAACCCUGCUCUUCUGGCAGGGCAAAGGCAAGGCGAACGGUGCCCCCAAUGGCAGGAACUGGAUACACGCACCAGACGCAUUGGUGAAGGGGCAUGUGGCGUAUUUGGUUAAGUUCCUCGGCUGCACACAUGUGGAUCAACCGAAAGGGAUUGAAGUGGUCAAGGACGCCAUCAAGAAGCUGCAAUUCACGCAGCAACUGAAGAAGUCGGAGACAAAAGAUGCUGCCAAAUGCAAGAAGGUGGAGAUCACCGUGUCUGUGGAUGGAGUGGCUGUACAGGAGCCAAGAUCAAACAACGUGAUGUAUCAAUUUCCACUUCAUAGAAUCUCCUACUGCGCUGAUGAUAAAGGGGCGAAGAAGUAUUUCUCUUUUAUUGCUAAAGGUGGCAGUACAGUCAACGGUGUAAAUGGACACGAUACAAAUAUGGAGAAACACGAAUGUUUUGUGUUCAUUUCGACGAAAUUAGCUUCGGAAAUCACUCUAACUAUUGGACAGGCGUUUGAUCUAGCUUAUAGGCGCUUCUUGAAUGACAACGGGAAGUAUAUAGAAUUGCAGAAGUUGACGCUCCAAAACAAAAAGCUGGAAUUGCAGAUUACAGCAUAUAAGAACCGAUUACAGGAGCUGUCAAAAAUAACAUACAAGGACGACUUGUCCGCGUACCUCACACGCAACAAAAUCACGGACAUAGUCGAAUUCAAAACGCCACUGGAGUUGGAGAAGCAAAUCUCGUCUCUGAGUAUUGCGAAUGGGUUUGGGUGUAAUGGGAAGGUGACUGAGUUUGGCGCAGAUGCUCUGUCAAACAACUCGACAGACACCAACAAUUCGAAUGACAACAAUUUGUUGUUGUCGACUCCGCCACCAGUUCACAACAAUAAGACUGGUAUGCUCCUGGGUGACUUGUCUCCAAGCAAGACUCCAUCGGUAGGAACCAAACUGGAGGGUCUCCUCAUGAACUCGGACUCUGAUAGUGAAUUCGAUCCUCGUGCCUACGAAUCCGAGCCUGUGUCGCGCUUCAACUCGACCAUAGAGAGUCCAACGCCAAUUCUCGCCCCACCGCCAAAAACUCCGAAACGCCAAAACCAAAACGGGAAUGACCCGUUCGGCUCGACGCCCUUCACGGUUCCGGCGCAGUCGUUCGCUCCCAGGCCGAAUUAUGACAUUGACUUGAACCUUCAAACGUCUGUGUUCACGUCGACCAAUCUGACAGGCUACGACCCGUUUGACACGCAGAAGGCGGGCAUUUUCGGUUAUGGCAACAACUUUAAUGGAUUCGCCAAUUUGAGCGAGAAGCGGGAAUUGGAUAGAGGAUUUGACGGGUUUCUGGACAAGACCAUUACGGAAAUGAAGGACGGCUUCAGCAGAGGGAUCAGCUUUGGAAACGACGAUUUUUCAAUAGACAACCUCGAUCCUCUGAAGAAAAAUUAA
Messenger RNA from Pieris macdunnoughi, 1428 nucleotides. The record is from the annotation of a GenBank genome assembly. Lineage: Eukaryota; Metazoa; Arthropoda; Insecta; Lepidoptera; Pieridae.